Eriocheir sinensis (Chinese mitten crab) is the source of this 823-nucleotide messenger RNA. RefSeq lists its product as uncharacterized. Bases 149 to 751 code for a protein of 200 amino acids. Lineage: Eukaryota; Metazoa; Arthropoda; Malacostraca; Decapoda; Varunidae. The record is from RefSeq and is a predicted model, not a curated record. The transcript has 4 exons.
CGCCCAGUCGUGUUCUGCCCGUCACCGCGCCCACCUGCUGCCGGCGUCUACGGAGCAGCCCUAGCAUUAACCACUUCACAAAAAGGUCAAGUGGCACGGAUCACGGCGGAAAAAAGGCUAAUUCAGGCUACUUCUACCUUGUGAAACCAUGACGAACCUUCUGCCCCCGCCGCCACCCCUCCCGCUGCCCACCAAGUCCCUGCUUCUGCUGCUCCUCCCCCUGCUCCUGCUUGUUCUCUUUGUCCAGCCCGCCAGAGGCGUGGCCGUGAAUUAUGAUGACGUCCCGGCAGGAGACGCCCACCUCCCACGCUUCGGGGUGCUGCCCGACACGCUCAUCUUGGAACAACAGGAACAACAUCGUCUGGACCAGGAGCAGCCGUGGAUUGCGCUGGUGCUGGCCUUGACGAAGCUUGUCACGCACCUAGCGGAGCCCUACGUUGGUUCCUUCCCCAACCUGCCCAUCGACUGGACCUCCGUCAUUAAGAACAUUAACUACAUCCUCGAUAAAAGCUCUUUCGGCAUCGGACCUCUGCGGGCGGCGGUGGUGGGCGUGGUGGCCAUGGCUGUCCCCGUCAUCAUGCAGGUGGGGCGGACGAUUGUGGACGUCAUUGCGAGUCUGCUGGACAACACCGUGUACGUGGUGACGGGGCACGGGCUGGGGCGCCGAUCCAUGCCCAACGAUGUGAUGGAGGAACUAUCGGACGUGGCGCUCCGCCUCGUCCACCUCGUGUCCCGCCACCUGGGCCGCUGAGGCUGCUUGCGCGUCGCCAUCUUGUUUUAACCACACAUCUUGAGUUACUUAAUAAAAAACAACACUUGGCAA